AUGAAAGCAUUCGUCAUAUCCAAAUAUGGUACCAAACCACUUUGGUAAUAGGUUCUUAAACCAUCACUAUUAUCACACUAAGUUCUUAUUAAGGUGAGAUAUGCCCCAGUAAAUCCAUCAGAUAUCUAUUACUCCUUAGGUAUCUAUGGAAUCAAGAAGGCUCUCCCAACUUAAUUGGGAAUGGAAGGAGUUGGUGAAGUGGUUGAAGGAAAACACAAAGGUAAAUUGGUAGCAUUUCUGCCUGCAAGAUCAGUGGGAAGUUGGGCAGAGUAUGUUGCUGCAAAUGAAUAUGAUAUUUAUGAAGUGGCAAAUGAAAUCCAAGGCAGUAUGGCCAUAAUUAAUCCAUUCACAGUUCUUGGGUUCCAAGAGAGAGCCAAGUAAUUUAAGAGUAUCUUAUUUUCAUCUGCUCGAUCCUCCACUGCAAUCCAAGGAAUCAAACUAUUUAAAGAAUUGGGAAAGGAUGUUUGGGCUAUUUCAAAGGAGAACAAGGACUAUGUCAAUACGAUAUUGGAUGACGAGAAUCUCCUUUCAAAUAUCCAGAAGAACAUCAAAGAUAAGACUAUAUUCUUUGAUUCAACUUCUGGAGAUAAGGCUGGGUCUAUCUUGACAUCAUUGCCAGGAAACAGUGUUUUGGUGAAUUACGGCUCAUCAACAGCAGCCUACAUAGGGAAGAUCAAUCCCAACUAGUUGAUUUUCAAUGGUAAAUCUGUUGAAGGAUUCUGGAUGCACAACUACUAUACUUCAUUAACAAGAUAAUAAAAGGAGGUUGCCUUUAACUACAUCAACUCUAAAUUAGACACAGUCUUUAAAUCAGACAUAUAUCAGAUUGUUAAACCAUAAGAUAUUUCAGGUGAGGAACUCUACAAACUCCAGUCACAGACUCGUGGACAAGGAAAGAUUCUUUUGGAGUUUAAAUGAAAUAUCAAUAAUAAAUUAAUA
This is a messenger RNA of Paramecium octaurelia, 939 nucleotides long. NCBI's taxonomy places the organism in Eukaryota, Ciliophora, Oligohymenophorea, Peniculida, Parameciidae. The record is from the annotation of a GenBank genome assembly.